UCGCGCGGGCGCCUGCCCCUCCCCGGCGGGGCGGCUGGCGAGCGCUGAUCGCGCGGCCGCGGCGCGGCGUUUGGCACGGGCGCUGCCGGCAGGGAGCCCUGGUGAGCAGGCACGAGGGCUGCACCCCAAAGAUGAGAGCGCCCAGGGGAGAUGUGAGCCCAGCGCGCCACCGGCCGACCUGUCGCUGAAGCGGCCCCCCAGGCUGGGCCUGCCCCGCCCGCGGCCCAGCAUGCGCCUGUCGGUGCGCCGGGCGCUGCUGGCGGCGGGCUGCGCGCUCGCCCUGGUGCUGGCGGUCCAGCUGGGCCAGCAGGCGCUGGAGUGCCGCGCGGUGCUGGCGGGUCGGCGCAGCCCCCGGCGGGCCAUGAGGCGGGAGCAGGAGGACCUGGUGAUGGUGGGCGCCGACCACGUGCAGUACCGCUACAGCCAGGCCAUGCCGCUCAUCUUCGUGGGCGGCGUGCCCCGCAGCGGCACCACGCUGAUGCGCGCCAUGCUGGACGCACACCCCGAGGUGCGCUGCGGCGAGGAGACGCGCAUCAUCCCCCGCGUGCUGGCCAUGCGCCAGUCCUGGUCCAAGUCCGGCCGCGAGAAGCUGCGGCUGGAUGAGGCGGGCGUGACGGACGAGGUGCUAGACGCCGCCAUGCAGGCCUUCAUCCUGGAGGUGAUCGCCAAGCACGGGGAGCCGGCGCGCGUCCUGUGCAACAAGGACCCCUUCACGCUCAAGUCCUCCGUCUACCUGUCGCGCCUCUUCCCCAACUCCAAGUUCCUGCUCAUGGUGCGCGACGGCCGCGCGUCCGUGCACUCCAUGAUCACGCGCAAGGUCACCAUCGCGGGCUUCGACCUCAGCAGCUACCGGGACUGCCUCACCAAGUGGAACAAGGCCAUCGAGGUGAUGUACGCGCAGUGCCUGGAGGUGGGCGCCGACAAGUGCCUGCCCGUCUACUACGAGCAGCUGGUGCUGCACCCGCGCCGCUCGCUCAAGCUCAUCCUGGACUUCCUGGGCAUCGCCUGGAGCGACGCGGUGCUGCACCACGAGGACCUCAUUGGCAAGCCCGGCGGCGUCUCCCUGUCCAAGAUCGAGCGGUCCACGGACCAGGUCAUCAAGCCUGUGAACCUGGAGGCGCUCUCCAAGUGGACCGGGCACAUCCCCGGGGACGUGGUGAGGGACAUGGCCCGGAUCGCCCCCAUGCUGGCUCGGCUGGGCUACGACCCCUAUGCCAACCCCCCCAACUACGGCAACCCCGAUCCGAUCGUCAUCAACAACACGCAGCGGGUCCUGAAAGGGGACUAUAAAACACCAGCCAAUCUGAAGGGACAUUUUCAGGUGAACCAGAACAGCACCUCCGCCCACCUGGGAAGCUCGUGAUUUCCAGAUCUCUGCAAAUGGCUUUGUUGACAAGAGAAGAAGCAGCCGCAUCCGAGUGGAAAUCGGACCUCUAAUCCAAGCAUAUUGCUUGCUGUAUCAGUCACCAAAAAGGACCCUCCUGAGAAUGUAUUUGCAUAUGUUUGCAAAAACCGGGAUCAUUCCAGCCGCCUCCUGCCCCCCCUGGACGUCCAGAGCCAGUGUGGGCGUGGUCCGGCUUUUGGAACUUAGGUGUUUUAUAUUUUCCCCCUUUUUUAAAGAAAUGGAUCUGCCGUGGUCCUCCGUCAUUUGCGGGACGGCCUCGGUGGCUUUGUUGGCUGGGACAAGGUCCACAAUCUGUGCCUCUUCCUUUGGACCCUAACUUUGAAUUCAAAGAAUCUAUUUAAGAAUUUAAUAUAUGAGGCUUUCUUUGAUUUCUCCCCACUUCGACUCCGUUUAACAGAGAAAAAGAAUUAUUUGAAUAAAGUGAACAGAGUCUCCUU
Sciurus carolinensis (gray squirrel) is the source of this 1842-nucleotide messenger RNA. RefSeq names its product tyrosylprotein sulfotransferase 2 (gene Tpst2). Gene Ontology annotation, molecular function: protein-tyrosine sulfotransferase activity. Gene Ontology annotation, cellular component: Golgi apparatus. The coding region runs from base 230 to 1363 and encodes 377 amino acids. The transcript is spliced from 7 exons. Gene Ontology annotation, biological process: peptidyl-tyrosine sulfation. The record is from RefSeq and is a predicted model, not a curated record. NCBI's taxonomy places the organism in Eukaryota, Metazoa, Chordata, Mammalia, Rodentia, Sciuridae.